CCUGCGCCACAGCCACCUAGCUCCGUAGAGCUGGAAGGGUUUCUUCAGGUUUUCUUUGGCUGACCGAGUCCAGCGACUAACAAUUCAAAUCCUUUGUUCGCCAAGGUUUUAUUGAUAUUUGUUUCGGUUAAUUGAGGUUAGGACGGUUCGAGCAGCGUUCCUCUAAGGCAAACCAACGCCACCAUCAGUUGACUGAAAGAAAGACAUGCAUGCAAUUCUUUUUUGGGGGAACUAUCUACUGGGGGAAUAAAGUAGUUAUUUGAUGUAAGACACAUUUGUUUGCCUGCCAAAGGUAAACCGCAUCUGUAAAAAAAAAAAAAAUCCUUUCAGUUCUAUUGACACAGGGGUCACGAUGAUAUUACUUAGUACAGAAGUCAUUCGGGCAUCGAUGGUAGGCAUUACGAGCAUACAUGAAGUGAGCAACGGUGACUGGAUCAAACGGAGUGACUUACGGAGACCAAACCAAUGAGAUGAAGUUAUUGUAACCUUAAACGAAAACCAUUGGACACAUGACUGCUGAUCAAUUUGCAAAGCCAAUCAAAGAUAUUGUCCCCGCCCACUCCAAUGUAUCCCGCCUCCGAGGUUUCUGGACUCCACCUGAUAGCCCUGGAAAGAGUAAGAAAGACCGGCGGCCAACUUUUUGAUAGCUUACAAACUAGGCUAAGAUGCCCCUUUCCCCGGACCCCAUGAACCUGUGUUCAUGUGAAACGCUUCAGUAUGAAUAAAGAAAAUGUGCGGAGUGAAAUGGACCUGGCAUCUGGAUCAGCCAAGCGCUAUGGGUCAUCAAGGAGUAUCGUGCGAAGAAUAGCUACAAGUCUGCCUCUUCAAACCCUGUCCCAGAAGUCCAGUUCCAGCCACCCUCCUAGCUAUGAGGAAUGCUGUAGGGCAGCUCUAGGUCGGUUCACUCGCUUGCCGCCGGCGACCUUUUACCGAAUAACAUGCUGUCUGAACCCCUAUGCAGAGGACGGCAGCUACCUGAGAGCCCCCAGCAGACAGAACUUCCUGGUCACCUCCCUUGCUGACGUGGGCUGGAUCGCCCGAGAAGACAACGAUGAGGAUGAUGAGGAGGAUGAAGACUACUUUGACAUGCCGAGGCCAGGGCCUUCAACAGGGCUGGUGUUUCGAUUGUCCCAGCCUCAGUCCCCCAAGGUGCCCAUGGCCCGGCCCCGGUCGCUACCCAGCCUGCACCAGGUGGACCCGGACCCCAAGGGCCCGGCCGCCAGCAACAACGAGGCCAAUCGGAAGAUCAGCGCCCUGGAGGAGGAGCUGGCCAAGUUGAGGGUGCAGAUCGCACAGAUUGUCCUGGCACAGGAGAGGAGCACGCAGUCAGCGCCUCCCCAGGCCUUCGGGGCCCCCCCACCACCCCCGCCCCCACCCCCACCACCUCCUCCUCCCCCUCUCCCUCCUCCGGCCCACGUGCUCCAGAGGACCUUCUCAGCCAUGGACCUGAUCAGGGAGCGCCGGGGGAAGAAGCUGGAGAGCGGCCCGGCGGCCCCGGAGCCCAAAGCGGCCCCCAGCAUGCUCGACGUGCUGAAGGACAUGGGCCAGGUGAAAGCUGCGCUCGGUCAAAAGGUGAGCGCCGCGACGGGGGGGGAGGCCAAGGCCAGCCAGCCCAUGGACGCCGCCUCCCUCAUCGCCCAGGCCCUGAAGCGCAAGUUCGCCCACCGCCACCGUCACGACAGCGGAGCAGAGGACGACGGGGAAUUCACACUGCCUAUCCCAGACGCCAAACCGCCGGUCCAGACGCCCUCGUUCGGCCAGCACAUGUUGAAAUCCAGCGCCAAAAGGAAGUGGGACUGAGCAGCGCCCUCCCCCACGUCGAGGGGCCGUGUUUGGGACGAGAGCUCCGCCUCGGGUGGCUCCUUGUCUCACCCGCCUUCCAGUGUCGGCCUUUCUCACACUCGCAGAGAGAAGGCAGUAGGUCAUUCUGAACGGGCUCAGCCUGCAGCAGAUGGGGGGGGGGGGGGCUCCAUAAACCCAUCGUAUGUCCCAAAGGUUGCACCUGACGGUCCCUUCCAGCAUGAAAGCCGGUUAUUUUUGCACUUUGUUUAUUUAUGUACUGUUGCGGCACAACAGUGUUUGUUUGUUUGUUUGUUUGAAGCAAGUUUCUUUCUCAUAUUUAUCAUUGUGUGUUUCGUUAAUGCAAACAGACUGAACGAAUUAAAGUACCAGUUGUGUCAUUUUAAGGUGAGGCAGCACCACUUUUUACUGGCAUCAUUUGUAAUGGUAAUGAGUAACUAUUCCCUGUGGGUCUUUCAGAAGGUGCGUGGUUUUCUGCAUGCCCAGUCUAAGGGGGACAUGGCAGAGGAAAGGGAGCAGUAUUGUUAUCAUAUAACACUUGGUAGUCUUUUUAAUUCAUCAUUAAUAUAAGUUUUGUUUAACACAGAUUAUGCCUAGAUUUUGAUUAGGUCAUUGUCCAAUCAAAGCAUGCAUUCUACUCAUUUGAUCGUUUUGGACUUCUGCGCAGUUCAGUGUUUCCCUCUGUACUAGUUUCAAGGCCCAGAAGGAGCGGGAACUAUGUGGCCAUGUUGGAGUUUUGUACCGUUGAGACAUUUUAACGUCUCUCCUAAUUGUGUUCUGUACUUCACAGCCAAAUAACUUCUACAUCAGUGUUCCAAAAGCAUUGUUUUAUUGCCAACUGCUAGUUGAAUCUUUUCUUUUUAAAUGUAUCUUUGUUUAAUGAUUUAUUGUGGACGUUUUCAAAGGAGAGUAAUUAAUAUUGUAUUGGACACUAUCAAUGUAGAUCUUUCAUUACCUACUGACAAUAAAGUAUUUUGAUUUCUAGAAAAGGGUCCCACAGUGAGUUCAUGUUGAGGUUCUUCUGCUUUAGCAGGCCUACACCUCUUACUCACUGAAAACCAUUCAUUAAAGACCCUCAUUCUAAUGCUAGUUUUUCACAGUUCAAUUACCUUGGUAUGCAAUGUUGACACCAAAGCUUAAUUAAAUGUGGGGCUUGUCUUGACUUCUAGAUCACAGUAGCACAGCAGUUCAUAGAUCACACACCAACACUGUUAUGACUGAUCACUGCCAGUGAGGUUGUUUCAAGUCAUGAUUUUAAAGGGAAGUAAACUGUUGGAGGUAUCUCAAAUGUUCACUGAAAUGUUUGCCAGUAACUGACAAAUGAUGAAUAAAUAACUGAAGUUUUUGUGCUCAA
This is a messenger RNA of Gadus morhua (Atlantic cod), 3154 nucleotides long. RefSeq names its product mitochondrial fission regulator 1 (gene mtfr1). The record is from RefSeq and is a predicted model, not a curated record. NCBI's taxonomy places the organism in Eukaryota, Metazoa, Chordata, Actinopteri, Gadiformes, Gadidae. Gene Ontology annotation, biological process: aerobic respiration; mitochondrial fission. Gene Ontology annotation, cellular component: mitochondrion.